CAGUACCUCCAGAAUAUGGAAUCUAUGAACAUAGAUUCAGUCAGAGUCAGAAAGUGUACUGCACGAGGAAAAUUUUAAAAGUUCUUCGAAUGAAACUUUGGGAACUGAUGAAGAAACGCCCGACAAUGAUAUCUAUCAUCCAGGUUUAAACGUCCGUAAAACAGAAAUAUUAUUCAUGUUAAUGAAUAUAUUCAUUAAACAUAAUUUGACGAACUCUGCUCUAGAGGAUAUAUUAUCGAUGCUGAAUAUCAUCCUUGGUUCUGACAUGCUACCAAAGACGUUCACCAAAUUUAGUGAAUUUUUCUCGAAAAAUGCAUUUUCGCGUCACUACUUUUGUGAGGUUUGCAUAAAAUAUAUUGGAACCGAAAAAACAAAAUGUUACAAAUGCGACAAAGAAAAAUUACAUUUCUUUAUUACCUUUGAUGUUGUACAAAAUUUGAAAGAUGUUCUUCUCAAAAAUUGGGAAAGUUUUGAAUUUUUUUGGCGCAAUAACAUGAACCACACUAAAACAACCGAUAUGGUGACUGCCAAAGUAGUUCAAGAGCGCAAGAGAACUGACAAUAACAGUAUAACUCUGAGUCUGAAUACGGAUGGUGUAAAAAUUUUCAACUCAACGGCAAAAAAAUCUCUUUGGCCUAUACUACUGUGCAUCAAUGAACUACCACCGACUGUGCGUUACGCUAAAACAAAUGUUUUAGUGGCUGGGCUCUGGAUGAGUAACAAAGAGCCGGAUUUUCAUAUGUUUUUAAAACCUCUAAGUGCUGCAUUAAAUGAAUUCCAAACAAAUGGUGCAAAUUUAAAUGGAAGAGAAAUAUCGACAAUACUAAUAACUGCUUGCUGUGUCGAUACCAUUGCGAGAUGCAAACUGCAAAAUUUCAAACAGUUCAAUGGCUACGAAGCUUGUGGAUACUGCUUGCAUCCAGGAACUAUUCUGGGAAGACAAAUUCGUUAUCCUUACCGGCGGAAUGUAACACUUCGAAACGAAACAGACGUGUUAAAAGCAAUGGCUAUAAGCGAUGCGAAAGGACAGGCAGUGAACGGUGUUAAAGGGAUAUCACCCCUUAUUUUAUUUGAAAAAUUUGAUGUUGUGCGAAACUGCCCUAUAGAUUUCAUGCACUGUAUUCUGCUUGGCAUAUGUAAACAACUUUCAAAGCAGUGGUUUGAAAAUCCCAAGUGUAAAGCGUACAUUAAAGCACGGAUUCCCGAAAUCGAUAAUAUGCUGAUUAAUAUAAAACAUUUUCAUGAAGCCUCCAGGAGAGCAAGAAGAAUUUCAGACCGUCAUAAUUGGAAGGCUAACGAAUGGCUACAGUGGCUUCUGCAUUAUAGUAAAAUAUGUCUUCCGCAAUGUCUACCAGGUGCAUUUUAUGAACACUUCCAACUUUUAGCUGUUUCUGUAGCAGAGCUUCUUCAAGAUGAAAUUAUUGAAUCCACAUUUUUAAGAUGUCAGCAGCGGUUAGAAAUGUUCGUAGAACAAUUCGAGCAACUAUACGGAUCAAGAGAAAUGACCUACAAUGUACACCUAUUGACUCAUUUGGUGCAAUCAGCAAGGGAUUAUGGCCCCCUUUGGGCGUUUUCACUGUUUCCAUUUGAAAAUAUCAAUGGUGUUUUAAAAAAAUUUGUUAAAGGACCAAACGAGCCAUUGAUACAAAUAACAAAUCGUUGUAUAAUGGCACAUUUACAAAACACAUCGUUUGCCCAAUUUUCCAAUCCUAGUGUUAGGGAUUUUUGCUCCAAAAAAGUAACAAAUAAGUCGUCUAGAAAUGAACUGAUGGUUUACGAUCUUCAAGGUUUAUCGAAUAAAUAUAACAGUCUUCAACAAUUCUAUGUAAUCGAUAAAUUAUAUAAUUCUAAGUUUUUUUUCAAAUCAGUUGAAACAAGAAAGACAAAAACUAACAGAAACGGUCACAACAAUUGUUAUUUCUCGAUUGUUGAAAACGAUGCGGAAGUUUUUGGAGAAAUCCAAAAUAUUCUUUCUGAUGGUAGCCAAUUUUAUUUUGUUUUCAAAAAAAUCAUCAUUCAGAGUACAAAUGAAGCUCUUUUUAAAUACCAAGUUCAAGAUGAAAUUUCAUUGAUACGCGUUAAUGAUACUUUGUCGAAAUAUUUGACAAUUGAUUUUAAUGGAAGUCGAUAUAUCGUUAAACUAUGUUACACAUUGUAUGUUGAUUAGAAACAUGUUAAUAUUGUUUUUUCGCUAUAUUCUUAGUACCUUUUUGUCAUGGUUAUUAAAUAAUGUUUAUGACUUCAUUUAAAUGCAGUACGAUAUUUCUGUAUUGGUCCGAAUUCUUCGAAUGUUUUUAUAUAGUUGAUCGGUAAAAAUCUCCUGAUAGCCACUGUAUCCUAAUCAAAUUAUAUACCGCAGCAGGAACAGUAAUCGUCAUGUAGGUUUCAAAGCAGGGGCUGCUUUUGAAUAAGAUAUCCAGUUUGCAACAUGUUGAAAGUCAAUAACUAUUUCUAAGGAAUGAAAAAUUGCAACAUAAAUUUACACAAUUUCACCUCAUAUAUUACUGAAAUCAAGGAAGCGCUUCAGGCGACGUUGUGGAUUCGACUUAGAAUUAGGAUUUUAAAUUUUAACUGUGUUAUUGUUUGAUUCUUCAAUCUAUGACUUCAAAUUUUAGUUCCAUUCCCUGGAAGCUAUCCGUUAUGGAUCGAAAUAAUUUUUACGAUUAGCAAUAAUAAUGGUUCAACCACUUAAUAACGUUUUUGGGAACCGUUACUUUAAACAUAAAAGUAAAUGUUUAAUUUGUAUCGGUACUUGGAAUUUGGCCAGAUAAGGUUUUACUGAACAGCUACGUUCACAUUAAAAGUCACUGAUUAUGGA
Molecule: messenger RNA, 2818 nt
Organism: Uranotaenia lowii
Lineage: Eukaryota; Metazoa; Arthropoda; Insecta; Diptera; Culicidae
Exons: 2
Coding region: 176-2167 (663 amino acids)
Source: RefSeq, a predicted model, not a curated record